Molecule: messenger RNA, 339 nt
Organism: Ipomoea triloba (trilobed morning glory)
Lineage: Eukaryota; Viridiplantae; Streptophyta; Magnoliopsida; Solanales; Convolvulaceae
Product: ribosomal L1 domain-containing protein CG13096-like
Exons: 1
Coding region: 1-339 (112 amino acids)
Source: RefSeq, a predicted model, not a curated record
AUGAAACGAGAUAAAGUUGAUUGGUUAGUUGUUUGUAAUGCUCAACCUCGGGCAUGGAUGGAGUCUUUGAGAAAGGAAAAUGAUCAGCCGAAAGAUAUUUCUUAUCAAGAAAAAGAAGUUGAAAGCACGGGAAUUGUAAGCAGUGUAGAUGAAGAUUCUUUCGUUAGAUUAAAUGAUGAAAAUGUUGAGUAUGGUGACUUUCUCAAUGAGAAUCCAGAUAAUGAUGAAGAAGAAAAUGAUGAGCCUGAAUUUGACUUUAGUUCAUCAACUAAUGAAGAUGAAAAUGAUGAUUGCUAUGAUGAUGACGAAAAUGAUGAUUGCUAUGAUGAUGAUAAUUAG